Molecule: messenger RNA, 12507 nt
Organism: Scylla paramamosain (green mud crab)
Lineage: Eukaryota; Metazoa; Arthropoda; Malacostraca; Decapoda; Portunidae
Product: E3 ubiquitin-protein ligase LRSAM1-like
Exons: 3
Coding region: 309-2660 (783 amino acids)
Molecular function (GO): protein binding
Source: RefSeq, a predicted model, not a curated record
GGCAGCGUGUAGCAUUGACUGGUGGCAACUGGGAACUGGUGAUCUGAUUACUCACUGGUUAAGCUUGUGUGGUGUAUGUACUAUUGACUUGGAAACGACCUUGUAUUGUAUGGUGCCUCGCGUUGCAUAAUACGCGAUACUGGUUGUGAUGAUUUUACUCUAAAGAUGUAGCUGCAGUGCUAACAAAAUUCUUUUCGUGUGGAACUGACAGUAAUGUUAAAUAUGAAGAUCAUGGCCUGGUUCUAAGAGACUGAGGUGAUGACGGGUACUGUAGUUGCAAUUAGAGUAGGGGAAAAAGCAAUGUCAGGAUGCCAUUUGGACUGUUCAAGAAAGACAAGCCCACCACCAUGAGUGACAAAGAGCAGAAGGCCAAGCUGGGCCUCAAGGUGGUGAUGGCCCAGCAAAACCCUGAGCCAGUGUAUGAUCUCACUGACUGUGCCAUGGUGGAGAUGCCUCCUGACACCUUUGUCAUGUGCAGGCUGCUGCAGAAGACCACUCUGCUCCUGCAGAACAAUUUAUUAACUAAUUUAGAAAAAGGAGGUAAACUCAAUGAACUAGAAGCACUGGAAGUGUUGGAUAUUUCCCACAACAAAUUCCAUCACCUCCCUGAUUUGAUAAAUAGGCUGAAGAGACUUAAAGUUCUGAAAGUGAGCCACAACAAACUGAAAACCUUACCUUCAUCUUUGAGUGAACUGUCAAAAUUGCAAGAACUUUAUCUCUCUUCAAAUAGAUUUUCCAAAGUGCCUCUAAGUAUCUGUGCCUUGCCAAAGCUGAGAGUUUUAUCCCUAAGUGGAAACAAUAUCUCUGUACUGCCAAAGGAAUUUUGUGAACUGCAGAAAAGUCUCUGCACAUUAGAAAUUGACACUGACAAGUUGGUGUCCCCACCACCAGAGGUGGCUGCAGCUGGUGUUGAGGCUAUCAUGCGGCACCUAUGUGAGGAGCACCAGGUGGAGUACCAGGGCCUCAGCCAGCUGGAAGAGGAAGAUGUCACCUCACCACCCUCCUCUGCUAAGUCUGAUCAUUCUGCUGCAGAUGAAGUAUUGUUCAGCUACAUGAAUCGCAAGGAAGAAAAGGUUAAAGCCCAGAUGGCUGUUGAAGAAGAAUGUCAAGCCAGAGAACAAGAGCAGCUGGCUCAUAUGUUGCAAGAUAUGACAACAAAUAAGCAGCAACUUUUGGAAGAAAUUUUGCAGACUCCCCUGGAAGCCCUAGAUUAUGAGAAAAAAAAGCGUGAGCUAUUAAAGGAGCAGUUUGAUUUGGAAGAAAACAUGCGAGCUGAGCAAGCUGAGCAACUGGAGAAAUACAUAGCUUCAUCCAGUAACAAGGAAGCCUUAAUUAAUGACCUCACUACUCAACAAGCAAACCUGGACUUAGAGGUGGAAGGUUUAGUGUCAGCCAAGGAAAAAGAAAGGCAGUCUUUACUGAGAGAUCUGUCAUCCCUUGAAAAGGACACCACAGCUGCUGUGCAGGAACUUGUGGCAGUGGCUGCAGCACGGAAGAGUAAAGAAUUCAUCUCACUACUCCAAGAUCAGGACAAUGAAAUGCAGUCUCUUUUAUGUGGCAUUGCUGAGUCUGCAGCUGAGCUGAGGCAGUCAGAGGUGGUGGAGGCCAUGAAGAAGGUACUGAUAGAGGAAGCUGCUGCUGAACAGAGGAGGCAGGCUGUGCAGGAUGAGCAGGGAGCCAGAGUGUUUGCCCUGCUGCAGGAUGCUGAUCUGGUUAAUUCUCACCUUCACGGGGUGCUCACCACUCGCUUGGCGGAGAAGGAGGAAUGGACCUCAACCCUACUCAAGGAUGAGGAGUGUCAAGAGGCUGCCUUCAAAUUACUCCUUCUCAAUUCUGACCUCAAGAGAAACAACAUACUCAGACAGAUUGGUCAAAUUGAGUUUGAAUUGGCUCGACUCUCCUCUCUGGAGGUGCGGAAGAAAAAGCAUGGCAUCAAGUACGGCUCAAGCACCAUGCUGGAGCAGCGGAUCACCUUGGUUGGCCUGCUGAAGUGUCUGAUGAAAGAGAAGAGUGAGAGGGAGGCCCAGCUGACUGCCUGGCUGGCUCAGCUCCAGGACAUGCGUACAGGAAAUAAGGAGGAAGAUGAGCAAUUUUGGCUGGUUCAGUACCAGCGGCUGUUGGCCAUGAAGCCGGUAGGACUGGCUGAGGCUGAGGCCAAGCUGGAGCCUGAAGUGCAAGCCGUGCUGAAGGCUGCCAAUGCUCUUGACUUGACGCCAGUGUUUGCCCACAAUUCCAUCACAUUCUCUCGCCUGAUGGACAUGACAGAGGAAGAUGCAGCCGGCAUGGACAUUGGCCCGGCAACUUAUCGCAGUUUACAACGUGCCCUCCAGAACUAUUUAUAUGCCUCCAAAGUUGGAGACCACACACCUUCUGCUCCAAGUGAAGAAGAAUACCCUUAUACUCCCUCUGCCCCCAACAUGGAGAGUGAUGAGGCAGCCCCAAGUGCUCCUGUCCUAGAGGGGCAAGAGGGAAUGCCAACUGCUCCACCCAUAGACCAACAGUUUGUGGAGGCUGAAUGUGUUGUGUGUAUGAAUGCUGGGUGUGAGGUUAUUUACCUGCCUUGUGGCCAUGUGUGUGUAUGUUCUAAGUGCUCCUCAUCUCUAGGUAACUGUCCUCUUUGCAGGUCUCCUAUUAUAUCAAGAAUUCUGCUUACAUAUUGAUUAUGUACUUGAGUACUUUUAAUACCUGUCCAUAGGUACCUAAAGGGUAGCGGUCUUGGACUUAUAAGACUAAGGCUGAUAAGCAAAGCUUUACCUACCAGCUUUGGUGUAAUGGGCUCUAACAAACAAGAUUGGAUAUAUCAAAUUAAGCAUUACAUGACAAAGAUCAGUAUAGCACAAAUGUCGACUCUGAUCACAUAUUUGGCAACAGUUCUGCAUAUCCUACCUUGUGUAUUAGGAAUAGGUAUAUUGACAAGAGUGUGAGUGCUGAGGGAAACACUCGGGUUCCACCCUUCAGGCACACUGUAUGGUGACUCAGAAAAGUUUAGUGUCAUGUAUGACAUCAUGGUUCAGGUUUCUGUUGCCAAGUUAUUAUUAUCUUAGCAUUUAUUUUAAAGUUUGUCACUUACGCAAGGAGUGAUUGGAUAGUGUUUAUAUGGCCUUUAUGAAAAGAUGUGAACUUAUUUUCUUACAAAAUUGAUAGAAUUGCUACAAAUAACUUUUAUAUGUUUUCUUUGUGUGUGAGAUACAUGUGUUUGAAGCUGUAUGUUAUACUUGAUCCUACCUUUACUGAUUGUAUGCCUGUGUACUUUCUCUCUCUCUCUCUCUCUCUCUCUCUCUCUCUCUCUCUCUCUCUCUCUCUCUCUCUCUCUCUCUCUCUCUCUCUCUCUCUCUCUCUCUCUCUCUCUCUCUCUCUCUCUCUCUCUCUCUCUCUCUCUCUCUCUCUCUCUCUCUCUCUCUCUCUCUCUCUUCAAAGUUUAUGUAGAAACUGACAGUUACAUAUUCAAAUAGUUUAUGCAAUCAGAUUAUAUUUUUAGGGGGUGAUUUCAGUAGUCUUAGAUAUUGCACACUAACCCAGUCCUAGUGAGAAUUUUUAAAGACCAUGGACAACAAAGACAAAUUAGUCACACUAUUCAUAUGUGCAUAUUUAUUAUGCUUUUAUAUUUGUUUCUUCUUUGUUGGUAUGGUUGAUGAGGCUAUUGUUGUGAAUGCAUAUUCUCAACUGUUUGGGUAGAUAUUCCAUUCACAGUGAUAGGUGAAAGCAUAGAUCAUGUAAAUACUCCAUGCCCAUGAGUGGAAUAUGAAUCUGUCUCCAGGAAUGAAGGGCAGCCAAUGCUGGCCAUAUAAAUCAAGUGAAAUAGACCAUAUAUCUGUCAGAGACCUUUUAAACCCUCAACCCUCAAAAUUCAUAGCUACAUUAACUGUUUGAUUCCAAAGAUAUUAAAAAUGAAUGUAGUCACAGAAAAUUAAAUGACGAGUAUAUUUGUGCAUGGUAGAUGUGGUGUGCAACAGACAUCCAGAGAAAUGGAAGGGCAGAAUGUUAGAGUAAGUGAGAAUGAGAAAAAUGAGGAUUAGAGCUUCCAAGGGUAGGAGUAAAUAGAGGUGCAUGUUGCAGCCAUCCCCCAGGAAGUUUAUAGAAGCGUGUCAGAUACAGAUAGAUAGUUAUUAAAUCAGCAUGGUGGCCAGUACAUAAUUCUAGACCCUUGCAUGAACACUCCUUUCAACUCUUAUAUUUAGUCACAUGAACAGAGGACAGAUGUGAAGGGAUGCAGUUCUCUGUGAAGCAUGCUUUGCUAAACUUAUGAUGUCAUCUUAAUUAUGCAUGACUACUGAAUUGACUUGCAUUGUAGCAUGAUGCUAUCUGAGUGUAUUGUUAUCAAAUCAACAUCUUAUUUGUACUAUAUAAAAACAAAUUUUAAAAAUACUCUUGCAUAACAGUGCAUAGUAGUGAAUAUGGAAGACAAAGAUGAGAUGCCAGUUCCUGCCACCUUCAUGUGAUGUUUUACUCUGGUGCUCAUCAUUUCCUAGUGCUUUGACCUUAUCCCAAUUUACAAUACCGACUGACAUCAUUUUACCAUUUAACUUUGUCUGUCCUAUCAUGAUUACCUUUUAAUCAACAGAUAAACAUUGUAAUAGAGUAUGUCAGCUGUGUUGGGUCAAGGUAAAGUUAAAGGAUGAACAGAUUUGUAGAUCACUGAAAUAGAUAUGAUGGUCUGUUGGUGUAAAGUUAUUGUAAGUUGUACUUGGCUGACAACUGAGAGGUUCUGCUUUCAAAAUGUGAAUCAGGCAGAAACAGUUUAGCCUUGUCUAAUUUUUCACUGUAGAUCCCAUGCCAAGAUUAUCUAAGCCAGUGAGGUAUUAUAUCUGGCUUAAUCCUUCCUAACAGUUGGGAGAGGUCUUGUCCUUAGCAAACUCUUAGGCUGAUGAUGGUGAUGAUGAUGAUGAUGAUGAUGAUGAUGAUGAUGAUGAUGAUGAUGAUGUGUUAGCUACUACACAGGAACUACAGGUAUAUGCAAAAAUAUGCUUUUAAAGGUUAUAUUUCUUCUGUUGACAAAGCAGAACUGACAAUCAUGGCUAUAAAGUACUGCUUUCUGUAGAAUUAGAAGCAGCUGAAGCAAAUUCACAGCCUUGAAUUUGCUUUCUCCCAAACUAGUCCAGCAGUAAUGGAAGAAAUAUAACCAAAAAUUAUAAAGGACUGAAGUAUUUACCAUAAUUUGGCUUCUUAAUCUUUUGAUAGUUUUAAUGCUUAAAAAUUAAGGUCAAAGUAAGAGGUUGAAGGAAAGAUCAACAGAGUGAAGGAGGGAUGUUAAGGGAGCACUGAGUUACAGAGCCUUAAGCAUCAGGGAGGUUUGAUGGUUUGCAUGAGACUGGGAUAGAGUGGAGAUGGGAAAACCAAAGCAGAUGUUGAGAAUGAAUGAUAAUAAUGCACCAGGCUGACAUCUCUUAUAAAGGAACAUAGCCAAGAAAAGACUAAUGUUUAUAGGAACUUAAAUACUUAGGAGGAGAUUUCUAGUCCCCUCACUCCGUCCCUUACAAUACAAGCAGGGCAUCAGGUGGCAGUGCCCUCCAUCCUGCCUAUGACUAAGCAUUCCUUAAAGAUAGAAAGGAAGUGGUUGAUGAAAAGUAAACAAGCUGUCUGAGGUAACUUGCUCUGUCUGUUUGGAGAUAUUGCCUGUGGUAUCAGGCUUGGGCAGUGUAGGUACACAGUGUACCUACACUACCUGUCUACCUGUCUGAGACUCAUGGUAUCAGUAAGACCAGCUUGUCAGGUGAAACACAUGAUACCAUGCAAAUUUGUCUACUUGUAGCUGUGUGACUGUCUUUAAAGAUUUAUGUUCCGCAAUCAUAAUUUAGGUAAAAUUCACUGGUAGUUUGAUCUCACCAUGUGGUAUAUCCAUAGGCUGUCAUUUGGUUGAUGUGCUCAUUUGGUCAGUUGAUGCUUUCAAAGUGGUAUUACUGGAGAAAAAGGGAAAGAAAGCAUACAAAAUACUGUAUUGUUUUUUUUAUGUCUUAAAGUAUCUUAUUAUUUGCUCAUUUUGAUGACCAUAUCCCUGGAUACAUAUGGGCCUGUGGAACAUUGAUGACACCUAUUAAGAGUACACUCACUGGAUAUCAGCAGUAUAAUGAAUCAUGAAGCACAGUUUCUGAUAAACUUUGACAUGGAUUGUUGUUAUCUAGUGGGCUUGCUGUGUUUACUGACUGCUUUCUUUGAAGCUGUCAAGUGGUGUUUGUGGUUUCCUGUCACUUACCUACCUCAUGCUGUACAGGAAAUGAUGCUGGGUGUCAUUAGUGAGUUUACAUACUUAACUUAUUAUAUCUUCACCUCUGCACCACAUGCUUGAAUGCACCUGUAUGUGAGCAGCUUACAGUUCAUGCAAGGUACUUCAUGAUGGUACCUUACUGUAGCUCCCAGUCCAUGGUCUUUCAAAAUUAUCAUUUAUAUUAGGAAACUAGAAACAUGCACUUUUUACCUUCCUAUAAACUUUCCUAUUGCUUGCUGUAGUAUAUAAGAAAGAAAUACAUGCAAUUUUUAUAUUAAGGUAUAUGUAUAGGGGAAAAAUUAUGAAAACAUUAAUGGACAGCCAGUCAUUCACUUGUUAAAGACUCACUAAGAUGAUGUCACUGAAAUCAUUGUCAAUGAACACCAUUUCCUACAGUCAGUCAAAAGAAGAAAGGAACAUACUAUUCAUAAAUAUUAUCUCAUUGUCUUAGUAAGUUUGUCCAGCUUUAAUUAUUCAGUGUUCUUAUCAUUUGUUAUAUGACCUAAAUUGAAAGUAGAAAGCCAGCUGCACAGUUGUUUUUCAUGAAAGUAAAAUUUCAUAAUUCUGGAAAUAUGCUUGAAAUAUACUUAUUUUAACUAAUUUUGCAGGCUAGUAUAUUUUUCAUAAUUAUUUUAUGUAGUACUUGUUACAAUAUUGAACCAGUUAUUAUAAUUUGUAUUCUGAAAGAUAAAGGAUUUACCACAUCCCACUGACUCACUUAAAAACACAUAUACUGAGUUCUGGUGUUAUUGUAAAAAUUUUGCACUCAUCAUGCAUAUAGAAAGGUAAUUAUAGAUGAAUUUAGUUGUUGCAAUGAUAAGGGAGUUACUAUUACUGCAGUAUAAGCUGAGCAACAGACACUGCCCCCUCAGCUAGCCACCCACUCUUCUAGGUCAGUCAUUCAAGGAGUUUGUGCUAGCAGUAAUAACUUUGAUGAGGAAUUCCUGUGAAACCUCAGUCACAGUAAAUAGCCUGCCUGGAAGUUGAAGGACUUGUCAGUGGAAAUGAAUACUACACUGGUGAACUGGUGUUUAAUGAAUAGGCAUGGAAGGGUUUGUUGUUUAGUAUGGCUCGAUGAUGACAUCAGCAACUCUAGGUCAUGUAUAAUAGUAGUGUCGUUUUGUUUGUAUGUAGAGUUUUCGAUUGAUAGAGAACUAUCAUGUGGUUUUUAUGAUUUGUUUAAGAAAGGUCUUAUAUGUUGGAGUAAUUAUAUACUUCAUAUAUCAAUUUGUAGUUUUAAUUUUUAUUAUUUUCAGAUGUUUGGGAAAUGGAAGCUUUUCAAGUACUUUUCAAAAUGUUAUCUAAACACAGCAUAAGUGCAUAACAGGUGAAUGAUUGUACCAUAUGGAUAUGAGUAUAUGUAAACUAAACAUGACUAGAAUAUAAUUGAAUUCUUUAGCAUUUGAUUUGUCAACUUUUACUGGCUCUAAGAAACUCAGGAUAGAUUAAGAUGCUUUAUUCGUACCUAUAUAAAAUUAGCACAAAGCUCAUGAGAUUGAAGACUUCAAGAUUAGCUUCUGUUGUACAGCAUCAGCAAGAAAAAAUAGGAUGUCUAGUGUUAAAAUGCAGAAUGGUUUGCAGUAAUAUUAAGAAAGGCCAUUGUGGCAGUAUUUUGUAACCUACUGACAUAUGGUUGUGAAUGUGGACAAGGUGAUGGCAACCUCAUUACUUGGAAUGGCUGUAUGUGUAAAGUGAGUGCAAGGAUGGAAGUGUAGUAAGGCAAGUGAGAGAAAGGCUUUAUUGCAGUUGGUAAAUGUAUAAAUGGAAGGGAAGUGUGAUUAGAAGAAAUGUGAGUGUUAUGUAUGGCAUGGGUGUCCAGGAAGCUGUUCUGUUUUGGUUAUGCAUCAUGGUGUUCCCUAGAGGAGAGUAAUGUGUCAAAGAUGAAAAUUUUGCUGACAAAAUCAUCAUAAAAAAAAAAAAUAUGUGGGAUAUUAUCAAAACUAUAUAUUAACUCCCACAAAAGAAUAACCCCAACAAAUACUGUACUACAACAAUAUUACUCUCACUUUGAAAUAGAUAAUUAUAUAAAACAAAAUUUACAUAGUCACUCUUUAUAGCACUUUACUGGUGAAAUUUAAAGCAUUGCUAAGUAACAGUUCAUUAUUAUGUACAAAGUUUUGUUGUACAGCAAAAUGAAGGUGCUACACCUUGGGUUGUGUUGGCUGGCCAGUGGCCAGGGAUGAGGGGUGUGUAUCACUGUACUUCAGCCCAGCUUGCUACAUGUUUGAAACAAAUUUCACAGUACUUAAUUCAGUUAAGUUUCAGUUUAUUUCAGUUUAGAUCAAUUAAAAGUUAUGACCAGAGAGUUUUGCUACAUUAAAACCCUUCUUUAUCAGAGGUGAGGUUCGUAGGACCGAUUUAGUCAGUUGGACCAUUCAGAGAUACAUAAACAGUACUUGAUAACCUGUAACUUCAAAUUACAUGCAUCAUGCAUUGUGUGCAUGUGUGUGUGUGUGUGUGUGUGUGUGUGUGUGUGUGUGUGUGUGUGUGUGUGUGUGUGUGUGUGUGUGUGUGUGUGUGUGUGCAUGCAUGCACAGUUACACACCUGUAUCAGGUUUGGUCUGCAAUGCAUUACACUCUCUACCUGUAUAUUGAGCUGCAAGAUAACACAUGAUAGAUCCAGUACCUGUGAAGUUAUGUUAGCUUCCAGUAUCUUUUUGUCAUGUAUGAUUGUUGUGUGACAUUAUUAUUUACAGAGUUAUAUUGAAAAUUGCAUUGUUCUAGAGCUCCUGUAAGGAAAGCAUUUGAACUUUGCUUUUAUUUGUUCAUAUAAAGCUGUGUUCUUGUAAACCUGUUGAAAUACUACCAAAGCCUUUACUUACAGUAAUGCUUACUUGCCUCAGAUCCAUGCAGUUCAUAAGGGCAUGCACAGAUCUUUCAUAACUUCUAGGUGUAAUGUUUACAGCAGCCUUUCCCAGCCACUCAGCUGGCAUCAUGCAGUAUAAUCUUGGCCUAUUUGGUUCACACUGCAUAAGGUGUAAUUAGUUUUAAGUACAAUAAAUUACUGCAUUGUGUGAUGUUCUUCAGGAUAUAGAAAUGGUGUGUACAAGUGUAUGUGCCAAGCAUUCUGAGAACUAGUACAAGCCAUCUACUGCAACUUGUAUUUUAGUUAGGCUUAACGAUGGUAAACACUGGAAUUUUGAAUUAAGAAGUUAAGAUCCAGCCGAGGAUUUCCAAGAUAACUACUUGGAUCCAAAAAACUAGCUAGUUAUGAACACCAGUAGUUAUUAAUGCCUUAUAUUUGUAAUUCACAUAUACUAUACUUAAAGUAUAAUAUUUAAUAUAGGGAUCUUUGUUGUAUAAGAAACUCAAAACAUUACUCAAACAGUAGUAUUUGAAGACUACCAGUAAUAUCAAAUAUAUUUUAUAUUUAGCUGUGCAUUUUUAAUGUUAAGAUGGCAGAAGAAGCUUUGCUGCCUCAGCUAGAUGCAGCAUUGCUACAUUUGAUUGUCCUAAGAGGUGUCACAGAGAAUGAAGGGCUAGAGUAUUGUGAUGGAGGAAGGGGUGUAGUGGUGUAGCAUGCUUUACUUUCAAGAUUAGGAAAGCUUUUUAGGGACGUGCAUGAUGUCAUUGCCGUGAGUGGUACACCAAUGCUCAAUGUGCUGCACAUUCCAUAUUCACUGGAAUGUUGGAUAUUAAUUGCAUACUUGUUAAAGAAUUGAGAAAAUGGCUUGGGUGCUUUCCUUAAUUACAUUACAUUAAUUUACAAUCUCAGUACGAUGAAUAGCUUUCCCAUAUUACAUAUUGACUCCGUCUUUCACAGUAAAUUUUCUGUAAUUCCUCUACACUUAUAUAUCCAAGUAGUAUUUACAUUAGAUUAGUUUUUGUACCCCAUAGUUUGACAUUUAGCACAUGGAAGACCUCUGUUGUUUUUCCCCUUACAGAUACAGGGUAAAUAAAUACAUACCAUGAUGUACUCUGGCAGCUUAUUCUGUGCUACAGUUGUUUGGGUGGGACCUGUAUUGAAGUGUUCCCAGAUAUUUCCUCAUUAAAGACACUUAUCCUUCCAUAGAUAAACAAACCUUUCUUGUUAAGGCAGCACAGGAGUGGGUUCCUUCAUCUGUGUCAUGUGGACCUAAUAGGGAAGGAUAUCCAUGUCUACUGAACACAUGCCCUUGCCAGUUCAGUCUCAUUCCACCAUGUGACAUAGAGCGGAGGAAGGUUAGGUAGUGAACUGUAGUGAGAAUUUAAUUGGUCAUUUGAUAAGAAAAGGGAAAGUUUGUCAGAGGAAUCUAGAGAUGGUUUUUGUAUCCUGAAAUAAAUAGUACUAGGGCUGGUACAGUCAUGGUCAUAAGCUGAGCAGCCUUCAACACUCACUUGCACAUGUUUAACAAUUUCCUGCAAUUUUACAUUCUCUGGUCUGCCGACUGGCAGUUGUCAGGUUUUGUAGAGAGACUGUCAACAGAUAAGAGGACUUAAAAUUUAGGGGAAAAGCAAAACACAGUAAUAAAGUGCAGAAUGUUGCCCAGCUUGUGACAACUGUACUCGUAAUGCUCAUAUUUGUGUUUUCAUCACUGUCAUAUCCUCAGAGCACCAGUGUAUUAGUAUCGGUGAGUAAAGUUGACAAGUGCACCCAACUACCUAGUGUAAGAAGCACAUACCUAACUAUUUAGCCUGCUGGAGGGAAAGGCUGCUCUCUCUCUCUCUCUCUCUCUCUCUCUCUCUCUCUCUCUCUCUCUCUCUCUCUCUCUCUCUCUCUCUCUCUCUCUCUCUCUCUCUCUCUCUCUCUCUCUCUCUCUCUCUCUCUCUCUCUCUCUCUCUCUCUCUCUCUCUCUCUCUCUCUCUCUCUCUCUCUCUCUCUCUCUCUCUCUCUCUCUGUCAUGUUUUAAACAGGCAUCUAUCAGCAUCUCAUUUUCUCAAGUAUAAUGUUUUUUUAUAAGAUUUAUAGUAAUUUUAUUUAUUUUUGUGAAAUGGGGAUGGUUUCCACGAGUCAUGAUUUUUUGGAUUUUAUUUUACCUUCUUUAUUUACUUAUUUUGAUUAUAGAAGUCCAUAUUCAUGAAUUCAUGUUUGUGAAUGGCAAGGCAGUUUCAGAGAUAGUGUUGGUUUUUAUUGGUUGGAGUGUUUUUUUCUGAAAUAGUGAUUUAUUGUUGGAGUUUUUUUCAGAAAUAGUGAUGUGUUUUAUUAUUAGAUGAAAUAGGUUUUUGAAAAAUAGUGAUGUUUAUUAUCAGUUGAAGUGGUUUUUCAGAAAUAGUGAUGUAUUUAUUAUUAGUCAGAGUGAUUUUUUUCUUCAGAAAUAGUGAUGUAUUUAUGGUUUGUUGGACUGUUUUAUUUUUCACCUGAGCAUGUACUCCUCCUAGUGUUUUUAAAAGAGUGAGAAGAGCUGAUGUAUUGAAGGAAUACUGUACCUAAACUCUCACUUGACAGCAUAUGUGUGUUGGCAGUGUCAAUGUUGUAUCCAUCAAUCUGUGGUGCUGACUGUGUGCCUGGCCAAGGUUGCUCUGCUGAGGUACUGGUGCACACAUUUUAGUACUUGUACACAUUUUAAACCUAAAAAUUAAUUACUAUAAUUAUGUUAGGGUCUAAUUCAUGGACAGCAGGAAUGUAAAGAAGACGAAAGGCAGGCAAGGUGUUUUUUCAAAGCUGUUGUAAAGAAAAUGGGACUAUGGUUUGUCAUGUAUUUCUUUUAUCACACACACACACACACACACACACACACACACACACACACACACACACACACACACACACACACACACACACACACACACACACACACACACACACACACACACACACACACACACACACACACACAAUAACUUCAACUACUGUUUAUCAUAUGAGAAUCACUUUUGGCAAUAAAGAUUUAUGUUUCCCUUUUCCUGGUGGGUUGAAGUAACCUGUUGAGGUGAACAGCAGUAGAUGUGGGUAAUGGCACUUAAGGUGGAGAGGUCGUGGCUUAGCUGCAGCGUUCUGUAUGCAUCACCUAUCAAUGUUCCCAGGUCCCUCACUGGGGUAGACUUAGUACCAUGUGCAGUUGCAAUUUUUAUAGUACCAUAUACAUGAGGUGACCCUUGUUAGGUUUGCUCAGACUAAGUUGCCAAAAAGGGAGGUUUUAACUAAUGAGAUUAUUUUGGUCUGAGCAAACCUUUUAACAUAGAAUGCCUCUCAUGCCCCAAUUUAUUUUAAAUGUUAAUGGAUAGGUUCAUGACUAGUGCGGAUGUAAGUCUUCUCAUGUAACUUCAAUUGAGAAAUGAAUGAGUGUUUAUAUUUCAACCAUAUGCAUGCUCCUCAAUUCUUUAUACUAUAUUAUAUAAACUUUUCUCUUGUUGUUUUGACACCUUUCAAGAAAAUUGUAAAAACA